AUGCGAUUUACGAUAACAGAUCGAGAUGUAGGAAAACUUUCCGCCAUCAAAAUACAACUGGUACAAACCGGAGUUUAUCAAGACUAUUGGUGGCUAAGCCAGGUGAGAGAAAUUGAAACCAAGUUACAUCCCGCUAUAAACUUCAUCAGCCCUCUUUUCUCCCUAAACUAAAAGAACAAUGAUUUCUUUAAGUGUAGAAAGGAAAGUAUGUAGUGUAUUCUACCUGCCUCCUGUCCCUGGUAGACAUGUCUCUCCCUCUCUCCAGCCUUCCCCUGCCUAUAGAUCUAAAAUGGCUACCAGAGAAUUUCCGAAAGAAAUACUCUGCGCUUGCUCGCUAAGAAUAUGCCUGGUUUCACUUGUGACUACAUCCAUAUCUUUUAUUUAUUUUUCAGUUUCAGUUUUAUUCGGAGAGAUGGAAACAGGUCUCUGAUCUGCACAUAAAGAGGUGUUGAUACUCCUGUUACAAUGUAUUUUCAAUUUCUGUUUCUGCAGAUUUAUGUUGUUACGUCUCGGCAACGUUACCAAUUUUCUUACAACAAAGAAGUAAAAUACCAAUGGAAUACCAUUUCUUGUGAGUAUUAUGAUUCAUAACUAUGUUAUAAGUGAUCAAAUUAUCAACAGGGAAUCUUCACCUAGAGGGCUUAGUCCUACAAUCGCUUACGCGGAAGUCCAUGCCAGGAGUCUAGAUUUCUCUGACGACUAGGUGUAUUAUUAAAGGGGGUAAGUUUCUAAAGGCACUGUGGUGCUGCGUCAGUGGGAGAGUAUAGCAGGUGAUUUAGUGUUAACAACUGAGUUGAAAACGAAAAUUGGCCCCCGUAAAGGGUAAAAAAGCCGACGUUUCGAGCGUUAGCCCUUCGUCAGAGCGAUCAGCCUAAUAUACUCUCUGAUGCUCAACCAAUAUGCUAUAGAGAGCUAUAUCCUAAGAAAAUCUUCGAUGGAAAUUCAGAGAAUCGCUAAGGGAAAAUAAAGUGUAUUUGCCCAGAACACAACAGCUUUACUUUCUGAGAGGUUGUGCACUAUCCGAGACCCUCCUUUCCUCAAUCAUUAUGUAACUUCAUCUCCUCAUGAUCCCUUUGUUCAUCCGUUGGUAAGAAUAAUAAUCAUGAUUGUGACAUUGAGAAUGAAUAGUGAUAGUAACUGUUAUGGUUGCGACGCUGAAAGCUGAAAGCGAGCCGCAAAUUUUGCUGAUAUGAAGCACCGGUGUUUUUCUAUCUUUUUCAGUGAACUGCAGAAAAGGUUUUAAGAAAGCACCCGAUGGGAAAUGUGUCGGUAAGUCCAGCUGACUGUAGGAUGAAAUUAAAAGAAUAAUCUCGAAAUUGCAAUUAUGAAAAAAUCUGAGGAACUAGAAACUGUUAAAAGCAGUAGUUUGUUUGUCAGUCAUCCUCUCGCUUAUUUCCCUUAAGCGGCGCGCCUCGAGUGAGAAAGUUUCCCCGUGCACCUUCAGGGGGUGGAUUGGGGUGAAGAGUCGACUUACUAACUGUUCAAACUAUCCAUAGUGUUUUGCAUUCCCCCCUUUUUUUCUUUUACCUUUUUUUUUCAAGACAUCGACGAAUGCAAGGAUUCUGGUGGCUGUGCAGACAAUGUUGCUACGUGUCAUAAUAACGUUGGCUCAUACACAUGUACCUGUCCUCUGGGCUACAGGACAAACUACGAAAACCGCUGUGAAGGUAACUCUGAAGAAUAUUUUCUAUAGUCCAUCUUUAUACACUGUCGGCGACAAUCGAUCCCCCAUCCGUGCGUACCCCUGAAAUCAUGUAACCCCCCUCAAAAUCCCCUAACCCUUCCCCCUAGGUGAAAAAUAAUGGCUUAAGUCCCCUAUCCUUUUUUGUGUGCUUGUAAAGAGAGUUCUAUCUUUUUUUCGAAUGUUCCUGUUGCGAUGUAUCUCCUCAUUCAGAUUUAAUUGAAUAUUUCUUUCAGAUGUAGAUGAAUGUAGAUCAAACAAAGGCGGCUGUGAUGAGUAUUGUAUAAACACUGUUGGCUCAUUUCACUGCGCAUGUCACCGCAGUGGCUUUCAAGUCGUCGAUGGUUACCGCUGUGCAGGUUGGUGCGCAUGGCAUCAGGCAAUGUCUCUGACAUCAGUAUCCAUAUUCUUCAUACUCUUUAGAUACUAGAUUCUUCAUACUCUUUAGGGCUAGAAACUCUUGAGGAUCUGAGGAUUAAUGGAGGAAAAAAACUCUAAUUGUUCCUAGAUGUGCAAUCAAUUUGAUCGAAAAUUUGUUUUUAUUCAAUAAUCAUUACCAUCAUAAAAAAUCGAUAUCGCUAUCAUUGUUGCCCUUUCAUCGUUAUCAGCAUUACUUUUGUAAUCUAUGGAAGAAACAUCUUUCCUGGGGAAAAAUUUAAAAUUAUAGAUUUCCGCUUUAGUAGAUUCGAGCUUUGUUUCUACAGGAAAUGUUGUAAAUGUCUGAAAAUGUGAGAGGUGCUACAAAAUUUAAAACUUUUCUUGUAAUUGCAUACAUUGUUUUGUUUUAAUUGUUUGUUCUAUCCCAUGAACAUUUUGUUAUACACUUCAAAUUCAUCUUUGUACUUUGUAUAAAUCAGAACUGAAGAUGACAGGAGAACUGUCGAAACAUGUUUUUAAAAAAUAUCGUAUAUUUUCUUAAAUUCGUCACUAUCAUUUACUUUUCCAGGUAAAUGACUUAAGAUCUCAUAGAUCUGAGCUUUGGUAAAUUUGAACUUUGUAUCUAAGGAAACAGUUUUUCAAAUAUACUGAUCUCCAAGUCAUCAAAUAAAGUUAUCAUUGUCGUCAUCUCUCCUUAGAUAUCGAUGAGUGUAGUGAGGGAAAGGACAAUUGCGACAAGACGACAACUACUUGUAGAAACUACCCUGGUGGUUUUCAGUGUAAAUGUAAACCAGGAUACGAGUGGAAGGAUUACUCAUCUUGUAAACGUAUGUGACUUUCUCCUGAAGACAUCAGGAGAAUAUGAGGGGAUAGAGAAGGAGCCUUCUUGUCCGUGAUUCAACGAUUUCACUUGAGCUAUUUAUAAAUGUCUCUCGGAAAAAAGUCUGUUCUCGGAGGCAUCCACACGAGUAAAACCGAUCUGAGUGUCAAGACCUUAAACGCGAGAGAUAACUUGGAUAAUGUAUUAGGGAAACAGACAUUCGUUUCUGUCUGAAAUUCAAAACAGUUUGCUAAAAUCGGCGUUUUCCUGUCAAUGUCGUACUUGCAUCAUUCUGUCUCUUAACUCGCUUUCGGAAACAUGCAUUUUCGAAGCAUGAUAUCAGUAUUCAUUGCAUUUGCAAUAGUCAUAAAAUUGGUGAAAUAUUUUUCCCAGUGUGUUAGGAAUUGUGCCUUUGUCUUUCCUGUUACCGUCCGUUUGCUGUUUAAUUUACUUCAAUCGUCAGAAUGUCGUUCUCCCCACUCUAUCAUUUUCCGAGUCCUUCAGCUCUAUUGCCAUAUCGUUAUUUACCUACAGUUGAUUCAUCAGUUUUUUACAUCACAAUUUUUAUCUUAGUAGUUCCAGCCUUUUUGUACAUUGUCCUUCAGGUAAGACGUGCUCCCACUUCAGCGCAGACAGAGAUUCUCGUAGUCAACUUCAUCCUGCAAAAUGCACACAAGAGGGACAAAAUAAAUACGAGGACACCUGCAAAGUUGUGUGCAAUCAUGGAAAUGUUCUGAAUAAGCCAGCGGCUGAGAGUACAACUUGCGGCAAAGAUGGGUUGUGGGUUCCUCAUCCAUCGUAUUGCAUAGGUAAGGGAGGUGAAGUUACAUUUACAACGCAAGAGAUGAUUUAACAUGCUUUGUCGUUAGGAAAUUAUGUAGCUACAUUUCAAUACAAUAGUCUUUUCAAGGAAACUCGACUGGGGCUAAUAAUUGCCUCAAAGAGAUAUCCUUAAAUAUCUGUUUGGAGGUUUGUGUGAAAACAUACACCUACAAGCUGAAGAGGAAAAUUUACAUAAUACAAUCGAUGAAGUUGUUCUUCGCUGAACUUUAACAGGAAGACCAUGUCCAUCAUUAAAAGACAUUCUAAAUGGUUCUGUGCAGGCCAGCUGCAAAAUAUAUCUUGAUGGCUCCACUCGUUAUGGAGGUCGAUGCUUUUACAGGUGUAAUUCCGGGUACGAUCUGAAGGGAGUCAGCUACAGGGACUGUCAGGCGAAUGGUAAAUGGAGUGGAACGGAACCGAUUUGUGAAAAACGGCAUCCGAGUAAGUUAUAUCAAUAUCACUUUAUUUCGGUUAAGGCUUUCUUGUUGUGUGGCCAUUUUUUCGAUUUAAAUUGCUAUUCCGAGCUUCCGAACGGUCUGGAAAUUAUCCCCGAUUAGGACUAGAUUCUUGUAGUUUCGCUGUGAAGCUGCUGUUCUAAUACUUCUGCUUCUGUUGUAUGAGGCGACAUGGAGUGCAUGCCACUGAUGAUCUGCAGCCCUUUACAUUUCACUGUCAUUUUGCCAGUUUCCUAAGUAAAGAAGGGCACCGUUGGAGAGAAGUACGUGUCCUACCCGGGAAAAAAAACACCGUGAAGUCUAAAAAACACUCUGAUAAUUGGGUCGUUGCGUCUCUCAAAAUAAAUGUUUGUAUUAAUUAUCACUGUGGCUCUUUUUCCCAUAAUCCCUUCUUCCAGCACCGUAUAUCACGUGUCCUUCUGACAUUAAUGUGAUUCUAAAGCCGGGGAUGAGCACAGCGGAUGUCAGUGAUCAGUGGAAAAUCCCCACAGCUAACGUUAAGAACGUCACUGCUGUUGAACCUCCUGGUGUAAGCAGCAGCUACCGAUUCCCGUUCGGCAGCACGAUUGUCAGGUGGGCAGCGGUGAACGAAAUCGGUCAAGCGAAAUUUUGCACAGUGUUUGUGGAUGUGAAAGGUGCAUUAUCGUUUUUGUUCUUCAGUAAUUUCUUCAUAGUAUUCGUUGUUAAAAUAUACUUCCCCAAGGUGGUGUAUACUUUAGAUCACACAUUCUUCCUAAAAAAAGGUUUUGGUCGAAAGUACUGCAUUAAGGUUGAGGUAGAAUUUGCAGCGUUAUUCCUAUAUAGGAAGGAAAACUGGAGAUCCAGGCAAAAAAUCCCCUAGGCAAAGGAGAGGAAGAACUGAAAACGCAACGUUGCCAGCGUAGUUAUGAACUUAAUAUUACGAAGUUUUUCGAACAGGAAUAUUUGAGCAAGAAACUAGCUACAAAGGUAAAUAGAUAAAGUUUUGCUCCAUGCUUCUCUCCAUGAUCACAGCUUCUAAAACUGUCUCGUUUGUUUAUAUUCCCCUGCGUUUUCUUAAGACAAUGAAAAACCCAAGGUUGUCUUCUGUCCAGAGAAGAUCUACAAAGUGUCCUACAGCACCUCUCAAGUGUGGGUAAACAUCUCAAGACCGGUCUUCACUGAUAAUGUUGGUAUUGUCAGAUACAUUCCUCCUCUCAUUGACGGCAAGUCUUUGUCAAGAACAAGUGGCUAUCACAUGACUUUCACUGCUGUUGACGCCAGUGGAAAUUCAGCGGAUUGUAAAAUCAUCCUGUAUGUCGGAGGUAAGAACACAGGUUGUAAGACAUAGGAGACAAUGAUCAUAAGUGGUUGAAACUGAUGUUAUAUUAAGAGACUCCACGUUUUACUUUUAUUUUAUUUGCCAUUACUUACAAAAUUACAAAAUUUUACUGCAAAUGGUAAACAGGCAAAGAAAAAAAAAACAGAUCGAUGGCGAGAAAACCUAAAAUAACCAUCAGUGCAUGUAAGUAGUACGAGAUGAAUAACUUAGACAACAGAUAUUGUAAAUAACGAGUUGACAAUCCACAUAAUAGUCCGUAAUGUUGAAAAUAUAUAUAUUUUAAGUUUUUGUGUUGCGAAAGAUAGAGUGUGUAAUCUCAGGAGUAAGAGAAUCGAGAAACUUUGGACCUUGAUAGAAAAAUGAAAACCGCUGAACAGUUGUUCUACAUCGUGGCCGACGAAAUUAGGUUGGGUGCCCUGUGCUUUUUUUUUUUCCUUCAUGAAUAGUUUUUAAGGGGGGAUACAUUUUCGAGUAAGAUUUUCUGAGAAUACUGUUGCAUGCGCCUUUUAAGUUGCUUGAACAAUUUGCUGGAGACUGAGUUAAAGUCGCUAUACACAACUUUUUACCCCAUUGUUCUGGAAUUACUGGUAUUUUUCUUCCAGCCAUGGUUGGUUUUUUUUUUCCUAAACAGAUGACGUUAUUCAACUCGAAUGUAAUAAAUCGUUAGUGUAUAUUUUGGACAAAAUUUUUUAUGGUGAAUGUAUCGUUAUUUCUUCAUAGUAGAAAGAUAGUAGAGAAAAGGAUGGUGGUUUUUGUCUGAAAGUCUAUUUUUCCCACGCAGGAGAACGAUGCCAAUUGCCCCCUGAAAGCGACCCCCCUAGUGGUUCAUUGACGUGCUAUUGGCUACCGGGCGGGACCACCCGAUAUUGUAUAAGAACGUGCCCUCAGGGCGAAAAGCCUUUUGGUGUCUAUUCUUGGUGGACUUGUGGAAAAUCUGAUGGAAAAUGGAAAAGUUAUCCUCAAUCGUUACCAGUUCCACAGUGUGUUGGUAAGCAGUGUUAAGUUUAUUUACCAAACAAUAGUUAAGAACCUCGAUUGAGGAGUAUCCUAAAACCCAAUCAUAUCGUUAAUAGAUAACACAAAGUGCCGAUCAGAACUCAGAAUUUAAAAAGUUAAUCAAGUGACCGCAAUGCGGGGAAAAGAAGAGUGACCAAUUCGUAUUUGGUUGCAGUUUUAAUUUUGUCAAAUAAUCAUAAAUGAAGAAUGAAACUUAUAACCCUAAGUAAAAGAAACUUUUUUGCCUUGUUUGGUAACAUUCCACAAACUUAGUCAUGUAAACAAGCAAUCUUUUUUUUGCUUCACUUUCUGUUAGGUUACAAGGAGGUCAAUACCAGUCUUCCAUGUGACGUUGGUAGCAUUCGGAAUUCGUCGUUUGGCUCAGGCUGCUGUAAGUUGAUUUAUUUCGCGUGCUGUGAAGUUUUGAAGAUGUUAAUUUAGAUAAGAAACAUUUAUACUCAGGUAUUUACCUCAGUCUCUGGUUUUGGUCCACGCACAACUCACAACUCCUCGAUUCGCUCUGAUGAUGGACUAAUGCUCGAAACUUCAGCUUUAGAACCAGAUCUUAGUAUACUAAUUACGUGAGACUGGAAAUAUUUUCUUAAGCUUCACACUAUUUCUUACAUAUUGUUACAGAUGAAUGCCCACCAGGGACGUAUGACAAAAAUGGCGCCUGUGAAGCAUGCACAGAAGGCACGUUUCAGGAUAAAACUGGGCAGACAGACUGUAAGGCAUGUCCUUCAGGGACACAAUCAGGAAAAGGAGCAUACAAGUGUCGACGUGAGUGAUAAAAAUAACACGAACCUCUGCUAUCUGCAAACCAGUCGGAGAUGGUGCUUUCAUUUUGAAUUUUCUUGAAAUCACCAUUUUGCAACGAGCUAAUGAGAACCGACUCCGAAAGUGAGAACUUGCAAACGGCUUUAGCGUGGGAAAACGCGGGUGGGAAAACUACCUUUUGCUUUGGUUUAAUAUAUUUUAUCGGUUGAGAUGGUGCUGCAAGUUUUCUGAAUCAUUUCUGGCAAAAGUUUAACUUUUCUUUGAAACAUAUUAACGUUCUGUAACAUUUUCAGUAAGUUUCUCAAUCACACAAGAUGAGCCGGCCUGAGCUAAAAAAAAAAAAAAAAAAUAAUAAUAAAAGGUUCCUGACUUUUUGUGUCCUAAAAAUUAAUCCAUUAGUUAUUUGUCCUCCUGGUCGAUAUUCCAAGGAUGGACUUGGCCCAUUCUGUAAAUUUUGUUCCAAUGGAACAUACCAAGACAAACCACAGCGGACAAGUUGCUUGCCUUGUCCACAGGGAACCUACACGCUGCAUAUUGGAGCUACGUUUUGUGGAAGUAAGUUACAAGAAUCACAAGUCACAAUACAAUUAAAUCUUCCCACAACCUUAGUCUUCGUUGACAGGCGGGGUCAGGACAAGUGUAUAUCAGGGCACGGGGUGGGGUGAGUGAAUGGGGAUGGGAAAGAGGGGGCACAGGGUGGGGUGGGUGAAUGGGGGUGGGAAGGGGGGGGAAAGGGUGGGGUGAGUGAAUGGGGGUUGAAAGGGGGGGUUGUAAGCGCAUCCUUUAAGAACCCACCAUUUCUCCAAAUGGUUAUAUAGUGAUGAAAGAAAUACGAAUGCGAUGAAAAAAAUUCCUGAUAAAAUAUGGAUUACUUAUAUUUCUGUCAGUUAUAAUUGAGAGAUAUCAUUAAUUACAAUCUCUUUGGAUAAAGGACACGCUGUCUUUUUUUCUGCUUAUUUCUUCAUAAAAACUUUGCAUUGGAAUGAAAAAAAAUUGCUCCAUGAUAUUUGUCUGAACAAUUAACCCACAGGGUCUCCCAAAAUCACAAAACUUGAGCCAGGAGACGUUGCUUCAGUAAGUGUGGGCGGGACUGUGGUGUUGAAAUGUUUCUCAGAUGGAGAACCCAGGCCUUCUGUUUAUUGGAAAUACUCAGUCAAUGGUAAAGGUAAGUUGCUGAGAAGUAUUGAAAUCCUUUCAUGAGCCUCCUUAAAAAGAAACAACAUUUUUCCUAACCUCUGAAAUUCAAGUUUCCCACAUAAUUUUGCACACUGCUGUGACAAACAUGAACAAAGGAUGACGCGUUUUGCACCAAUUUGCAUACGUAACGUCAAGUUCAUAAAUGCGAAAUACACUUUCCUUUCGUCUUAUUCAUCAUAGCAUUGUGUCUUUCAUUUGCCGUGUUUUUUUAAGAAGACUCCUUAUGAACAUUUGCUGGUGUAGAUGAAUCCAUAAGAAAUGAAAGUUGACACGGAGACCUGUUUUCCUCAACAUGUGUAUUUGAUAAAAAUUUUCUUUGUUCACGAGUUUUGUUGGGAUAGAUGCUUCUUUAAAGUGAGUCUCUCGCCAAUUCAGGUCACAUAAAGGUUCCCUUCAUUAGCAAAGCUAGACAAUGGUGAUAGAUAAUUCCUCAUCCCCUACAACUAACUAAUAGUGAAGAUGGCAAUUGCAUACCGUAGGUUCCAAAACUCAAGCCCCAAUCAAAGACAAGAACGGUAAUCCCAUAGGAACACAGCUGACCAUCGGAAAUGCAGACUCAUCAGAUAGCGGAAGCUACUCUUGCAUGUCAGCUAACACACAUGGUGAAGUGACUCGUGCUGCUCAACUCACUGUUACAAAAUCAUCUGUUAGGAGAGAAACAACACGAAAGAAAGGUAAGGUUAAGCAAGCCUAACGGUUAAUAUGCAUUAGAAACAGGAUACUAUCGCUUACCUCUAUAAAUUAUUCAAUUUUGGCAGCUGAAUUUACAAGUUCAUCCAAGCCCUAUAUCGCAGCUCCCUAAAUGGUUAACGGUAUAACUGAUACUUAACGUCUUUUUAAUCAGCAUUCUUAUUACGUUAGUUCAGUAGCGAAAGAUACUCUUACACGUUAAUUUCAAAACAUCCCUCCACUUCUGCUACUGUGAGAAUGAAAAGCUUUCCAAAUUGAACUGAACAAGAUUCAGUAACGCCGCAAUGUUAAAUUCAUAUUUCACCCUUUUUUUUAGUUAUUCAAAUUUCAGUUAAAUAUUCUUUCUAACAAAUAUUACCACUGAUUUACUUUUAAAUUAAACGCAAUCUUUUCGUUAAAAUUUUCUCUGACAUUUUCAGAUAUGGCAAAUGACGUCUUGUUUCCGAGGGCUGUAGGUAAGUGUAAUAACACCAAGAAGCUACUGUUUACGACUGAUGAGGGUUUAUUUUGCUAAGUUAGACGCUUAAAGAAAUCGCCUGAAGUAUGUGAAUUUAGUUUUGUUCAUCUCAGCAAGUUACUAGGCUAAUGACAUUAACUACGUUGUUCUUUUAAGCCAUUUGAUGAGGUGUAAGUAUCGUUUCAAAUGGAAAUGGCUGAGAGUGUUUAGACUGCUGAUAAAAUAGGAAAAAAGUACAGUUGGCGUCAGCUAAAAUAUGGAAAUGUUCAGGCUUUGUUCCUCUACAUUCUUUGAAGAAUUUUUUGUGCGCCACUUUGGCAAAAAAUGGUAAAACCACUGAAGAUCAAUGAACAUAAAGCGUAUUCGGCUGAUUCGCUUCGAGCGGUAAGACAAUUUUGAUUUUAACCUGAUUAGAGGUGUGAAUCAACUUUCUUUUUUCUUCGAUCACAGACCAAAAAUGUCGGAUGAGUUUCAACCGCCCUUGGACAAUUUCGAUUUACGUUGAUAGGAUUACAUUUUUCCAAUCCACCAUCACCACUGUUUUGCACCCCUCCCCACCCCACCAUCCUAUUUUCGUUGAUAUUCACUGUUUUGUUUUGCACCCCACCAUCCCCCACCACCCCCCUCCCCACCAUCCAAUUCACCACUGUUUUGCACCUCUCUGCACCCCACCAUCCAAUUCACCACCACUUCUCCCCACCCCACCACCAUCCACUGUUUUGCGCCCUCCUCCCACCCCACCCACCACUGUUUUGCACCCCUCCCCCCCCCCAUCCAUCCUAUUCACCCCACCAUCCUUUGACCACUGUUUUGCACCCCUCCCCACCCCACCAUCCUAUUCGCCACUGUUUUUGCCCCACCCCACCAUCCCAUUCACCACCAUCGACCCCACCAUCCUAUUGACCACUGUUUUGCACCUCUCCCCACCCCACCAUCCAAUUCACCACUGUUUUGCACCUCUCCCCACCCCACCAUCCAAUUCACCACUGUUUUGCACCUCUCCCCACCCCACCAUCCUAUUGACCACUGUUUUGCACCCCUCCCCACCCCACCAUCUUAUUGACCACUGUUUUGCACCCCUCCCCACUCCACCACCCUAUUCGCCUCUGUUUUGUACCUCUCCAACACCCCUACCAUUCUUUUUCGACAGAUCAGUGUCCCGCGGGUAAAUUCAGCGCGGACGGGUCAGGUCCUCUGUGCCGAGUCUGCCCAAAAGAUACUUACCAGGACCAACCUGGAGAGACCGCAUGUAAAAACUGUGAGCAUGGGACCAAGACGUUGCAAUUGGCUGCGACUUCUGCAGAGGCAUGUGGCGGUAAGAGACUAAUUUACUUGGACCAAUGUACUCGUGAAAAGACAGGUGCGUAUCAAUAAAAUAAGCGCAAACGGUAAUUUGGUAUUCAUCUUUUCAGUUUCCCCGGUGAUCACCAGCUUGAACUCCAGUGUAGACACGAAUAGUAGAGAAGCUGUGCUCGACUGUUAUGCGCAUGCCUCGCCAACCCCACUUGUCAGUUGGCAUUUUCUGGAGGAUGUUCCAAGUGAGUCGUACACAACGUUAAUGUUGCUUUUGAAUUUUUCCAAUCAAUUGAUCUGCUAUGUCAUUGCUGCAAAGCAUCCAUUACACAUGCGUUAGGUUUUUUUCUUGAGAGUUUUUAAUUUCAAAGAAACGAUAGUUUGCAGAUUAUUAUUUGCGUAUAUGGCAUUGGGCUAUGGUUCAACUCGUUAAAACUUUUUGAUAUGAAUUUGGUGAGGAAGUCUUCUUCCAUUUCAUCUUCUUUUUCCCUUUAUCGUAAAUAGUCUCCAUAAUUUUACAAAGCUGUCACUAUUACCAUUUUUGUAAAGGCUUUCAUCCUCAUCGCCAUUGAUAUUGAUAUCAUUUCAAACAAGUUCAUCAUCACUUGCACGACAACUAGUUAAUUUUUUUCGUACUUUCUUUCUUCGUUUGAAUCUUCGUUUAUUCCUUGACUGUUCUCUUGUUCGAACUGAAAUAUAUACAAUGGCUACUCUUGUCUUUCCAGGUGACUUCCUUGGUAUUCCCAAGCUCGUACAGCUAGUUAACAGUAAAGGACAACCAAUUGGUACUCGCAUGGUUAUAAGAGUAGUCACAGAACACAACACAGGGCGGUACGAGUGUACAGCGGUCAACCAAUUCGGCCAGGACAAGGAAACCCUUGACUUGAAAGUGUCGUGAUCGUGAUGUAUGUGUUUUUUAUGAAUUAUAAUAUACAUUGCGUGCGUCUGAUUGGCUGAAAACGAGUGCAUUUUUCAUGUAACUCGAGUGUAAAUUACAAAUAGUGCGCGCGCUGCCAAAAUUUCAUCUCUCUUUUUUGACUUUCUGUGAUGCGUUUUGCACGUAAGUUAUUAAUAAGUAAAAAUAUGAUUUCUCGGGCAUUUUGGUGUAAAAUAAGCACUUCUAUAUUUUUCAAAGACUACAAAUUUCACUCGCCCUAUGGGUUCGUGAAAUUUUGUUGUCUUUGAAAAAUUUACUCGUGUUUAUUAACACCAGAUCGGACUCGAAAUCAUGUUGUUACCUAUACUAAUAUUUAUCUGUUCACGAAAAUAUCUGUAAUAUCUAGCCAAAUGCGAGCACUGAAUUCAGCAUUUCGGUUGAAUUUUGUAUCAUUUUUCACUUACCGAAUGCUUGAAUUAGUGUUGUAAAUGUUUACCAAAACUGCACUACAUCACCGUUCACAUCAGUUGUUUCUACUGAGGCCUUAAUGGAGUCUUGAUGGUUUUUUUUCUAGGUGAUUUAACCAAACCCAUUUAAAGACGGAAACCACAAUAAACUUUUCUGUAUACAAACGUUGACGACUUCAACAAAGAAAUGGCGGGGAGAUUUUAAAUGCGCGAUGUGUAAUGAAGGGUGUGAUAAACUUCCACAAGAAAAAAAAAAUUAUUUAUUUAUUUUUUGAGGUUACAAUAAUCAAAGUUAAUAAAACAAAAUAAUACAUUGAAAAUUAACUGUAGACCUGCUAAAGGUGACCGUUAAACAAUUUCAUGUUUUCGUUUUUCUCUAGGUCAGUCAUGGUUACUGGAAAUUCCAAGAGCAACAACAGCGGU
Pocillopora meandrina is the source of this 12633-nucleotide messenger RNA. The record is from the annotation of a GenBank genome assembly. Lineage: Eukaryota; Metazoa; Cnidaria; Anthozoa; Scleractinia; Pocilloporidae.